CAUCCCGGGGGCCGCGCUGAGCCUCCCCCCGGCCCGCCCCGCCUCCCCGCUCGCUCCAGCCGGGCCCCUCCGCUCGCUCCCCGGGCCAGGCCCGCGGCCCCCCCGGCCCAGCCAUGUCGCUGCACGGGAAGCGGAAGGAGAUCUACAAAUAUGAGGCGCCCUGGACCGUGUACGCCAUGAACUGGAGCGUCCGGCCCGACAAGCGGUUCCGCCUGGCGCUGGGCAGCUUCGUGGAGGAGUACAACAACAAGGUGCAGCUUGUUGGUUUAGAUGAGGAGAGCUCAGAAUUCAUUUGCAGGAACACCUUUGAUCACCCCUACCCCACCACAAAGCUGAUGUGGAUCCCAGACACCAAGGGAGUCUACCCAGACCUGUUGGCCACCAGUGGUGACUACCUGCGAGUGUGGAGGGUGGGUGAAACUGAGACCCGGCUGGAGUGUUUGCUGAACAACAACAAGAACUCUGAUUUCUGUGCUCCACUGACAUCAUUUGACUGGAAUGAAGUGGAUCCUUACCUGUUAGGUACCUCUAGUAUUGACACAACCUGCACUAUUUGGGGUCUGGAGACAGGACAGGUUCUGGGAAGAGUAAAUUUGGUGUCUGGCCACGUGAAGACCCAGCUUAUUGCACAUGACAAAGAGGUGUACGACAUCGCCUUCAGCCGCGCGGGCGGCGGCAGGGACAUGUUCGCCUCGGUGGGCGCCGAUGGCUCGGUCAGGAUGUUCGACCUGCGGCACCUGGAGCACAGCACCAUCAUCUACGAGGACCCCCAGCACCACCCGCUGCUGCGCCUCUGCUGGAACAAGCAGGACCCCAACUAUCUGGCCACCAUGGCCAUGGAUGGCAUGGAGGUUGUGAUUCUAGAUGUCAGAGUUCCCUGCACCCCUGUUGCCAGGUUAAACAAUCACAGAGCAUGUGUAAAUGGAAUUGCCUGGGCACCUCAUUCUUCCUGCCACAUCUGUACAGCAGCGGAUGAUCACCAGGCUCUCAUCUGGGACAUCCAGCAGAUGCCUCGUGCCAUCGAGGACCCCAUCCUGGCCUACACAGCCGAGGGAGAGAUCAACAAUGUACAGUGGGCAUCCACCCAGCCAGACUGGAUAGCCAUCUGCUACAACAACUGCCUGGAGAUCCUCAGAGUCUAACUUUGCAGCUUGGUGCACAGUGAGGCAGGGCUGUGUCCUUCCCCCUCCCCUCUAAAGUAAGAACACCACCAGUCAAGUGGCCAGUAUCUGUUGUUGCUUUGCAUCUGCUGUUACAAGAAACUGUUACAAGAAUCGAUGGCAGGGGUCUCCUGUCUCUCAAGACUCUAAAAUGCAGAGACGUGCUGAGCCUCUUGGAACUUCUGGGUUCUGGUUUUCUUGUGAAAUUCUUUUUUUCCCUCAGUAAAAGUUCUGUAUAUUUGUUUGUUGACUGUAUUAAUAAGCUUGCAGGCUUUUAAGUUGCUGCAUAUGUCCAUGUGUUUGUCAGCCAGCUGAGGCAGCACAUCCACCAGUUUAACAGAUGCAGGUGCAAAACAAGGUGGGGGGAAAAAGACAGUGAUGUUAACGGCCACCUUGGCAGGAAUCUUUAUCAUUCCUGUUGUUGCUGCCUCUAAACUGUUUAAACGUUUGUAUGUUUUUUAUAUAUUGGGCUAACUUUCUAUUGAGUAAGGUUUUUCUCCCUAAUUCUUACUUUUGAUAUGUGAUCCACUUCCAUAUGUCCAAAGCAGGACCUGUUCAUGGAUACAAACCACAGUAACACUGCAGGCUCCCUGGCAGUAAAGGCCUGCCAGAAUUAACUGUUGCCUUGGCUCCCUGUAUCUGGUGACCUGGGCAGAAUUUUCUGGUGCUGUGAAGUACAAGUACUUGUUGCACAAUUUCUUUACACUUUUCUGAUGCUCAAGGCAGUUGUUACUAUGGUAGGUCUUAUUUUUAAAUUCUGACUGAGUUUGUGUGUAUCCUGCAGUGGUGUUAGCAAACAGAGCAGUGAUAGGUUGAGAAUGAAGAUCUGUGCAUGAUGUGAGCUCCCAGGAGGUAAACAAUUCCUGAAAAAAUGUAUUUGUAAUGGGCUUGGGAUUGAAACUUCCAAUCAGAUUAUUUUCCCUUGGAAGACUUACCUUAUCUAAAUCAAAGUAAAAUGGUUUCACACUUUGUAGCUUGCUUGAUUGGCAAAUAGUAUGAGCAAGAUUUUGUGGUUAGGCUCUACUUCUGAGGUAGUGUUUGGCCUGUGUUCCUGGGAGGUCUUGAAGGGAGCAAAAAAGCAAUCUUGUUGUGAAGUGUAUUUGCUUUAUACUGCCAGGUCUUGUUGAAUGAACAAGACAAGUCAGAAGAGCUGGUCUGCUACCCAAAAGAAAGCUGUUUUUUUGAAAGAAGUUACU
This is a messenger RNA of Melozone crissalis (California towhee), 2356 nucleotides long. RefSeq names its product DDB1 and CUL4 associated factor 7 (gene DCAF7). Gene Ontology annotation, molecular function: protein binding. Bases 114 to 1142 code for a protein of 342 amino acids. NCBI's taxonomy places the organism in Eukaryota, Metazoa, Chordata, Aves, Passeriformes, Passerellidae. The transcript has 7 exons. Gene Ontology annotation, cellular component: nucleus. The record is from RefSeq and is a predicted model, not a curated record.